Molecule: messenger RNA, 3482 nt
Organism: Melanotaenia boesemani (Boeseman's rainbowfish)
Lineage: Eukaryota; Metazoa; Chordata; Actinopteri; Atheriniformes; Melanotaeniidae
Gene: paxbp1
Product: PAX3 and PAX7 binding protein 1
Exons: 18
Coding region: 118-2877 (919 amino acids)
Biological process (GO): positive regulation of transcription by RNA polymerase II; mRNA splicing, via spliceosome
Cellular component (GO): nucleus
Molecular function (GO): DNA binding
Source: RefSeq, a predicted model, not a curated record
AGUCCCUCUGCAAGAAAAUGGCUGACAUGCUGUAUGGCUCCGAUAUCCAUCGACGCUAAUCAAUUUUAUGUUGUCCAACGCUCUUUUCUACGUUGUUAAGUUUGACAGACAGACAUAAUGUUUAAAAAGGCGAAACGUGCUAAUUUUCGACGGAGAAAUGAGUCCGACGAAGAAGAGCAGGAUGAGAGCCAAACGCUGUCGCUCGCGCCCACAUCAUUUGGGCCUAUAGUGGAAAUCCCGUUUAUGGAGACAAAUAACAAUUCUACCGGAGCUCCGAGCAGCACUGACAGUAGUUACAGUAACGGAUUCUUGACUAGCAUUAACAAUGUGAGAUCUGUCAAGAAAGAAAAGAAAACCAGAGAUCCUGUGCCUGUCCCUGUACCUCCACCGACAAAAGCCAGUUUGUUGAGUUUCGACGAUGAAGAAGAGGGAUCCGAAGUGUUCAGAGUGAAGAAGUCUAAUCAUAGCAAGAAGAUUGUUAAGCAGCUGAAGAAAGAAUACAAAGAAGACUUGGAGAGAUCUGGAAAUGUCAAACAGGAAAUCAAAUCAGAUGCUCCACUUCAGCCUGCUGUUCACAUAAAAGAAGAAAUAACCAGCAGAGCAAGCAGUGAACAUGGGGAGGAGGAGAUGGAGGUGGACAGUGCUGAGGAACAGGACGGAGAGGCACGGAGUCAUGGUGGUCCACCACAUAGUCAGAUAUCCAGGGGAAACAGCAUGGGAUCAUCGUUCAACACAUUGUCUUCUCUUGGCAGCUUGAGACCAGGGGAGAUCCCUGAUGCAGCAUUUAUCCAUGCUGCCAGGAAGCGCAGACAAAUGGCAAGAGAGCUUGGGGGUGACCCCCCUCUGGUUGAGACAGAAACUCCCAAGAAACGUCUGACACAAGAAGACCAGGAUGCCAGCGAUGAUGAAGACGAGGAAGAGAAGAGGAUCCGCUUCAGUGGAGUAAAGAAUAAAAGCCAGAGGCAGAAGAUUGCUGAGGAGAUAGGUAUCGAGGGUAGUGAUGAUGAGGCUAUGGAUGCAGGCCAGGAUGAGGAGGUGACCCGUUGGGAGCAAGAACAGAUUAGGAAAGGAAUCAGCAUACCCCAGGUUCAAAGCAGUCAACCAGAGGACAAUACAGUCUACUACCAGAACAGCUAUGAGGCCCAGCCUUAUGGUUCCUCCUACAGCAUGCCUUUCACCUAUAGUACAGUGGCUCCACAGACGUGCAAGCUCCCUGGCCACUCUGACAAUGGCUCUGUUCACUAUGGGGCACCUAUUUGUGAUCUGAGCCCAGUUUCCAUUGAUAUGGUAAAGAAACGCCUGCAGGAUAGGCUCACCCUAAUGCAUGCAGGUCACAACACAAAUUCCAAUCGCUACAAACAGAUCGAGGAAGACCUUGCUGCCUCUGAGAGUACCAUACAGCAGCUGGAGGGUUCAUCCAAAGACAAUGCAGAUCAAUAUAAAUUCUUGCAAGAGAUGCGAGGGUAUGUUGGAGACUUGCUUGAGUGUUUCAGUGAAAAGGUGCCUGCUGUCCUGGAGCUGGAGGCUGCCAUGCACCAGUUACUAAGGCAACGGGCCUCACGACUUGUCCAGAGAAGACAGGAUGAUAUUAAAGAUGAAUCGUCGGAGUUUGCAAGCCUUUCAAAUAAAGCUGUCAUGGCUCCUAGUCUGGACUCAUUUGGUCGAGACCGUGCAGCAUACCAAGAGCACAGUCGUCAGAGGAGGAUAGCUGAAAGAGAAGCAAGGCGAACACGGCGACGACAAGCUAGAGAGCAAAAGAAGGCUGAGCAUAAAGAAGGUUUAUCGUCUGAUGAUGAGGAAACCUCUACAGAUAUCACCAGCUUCAACAUGGAGAGAGAUCGGAUCAACAGGGAAUGUAAGAAAGUGUUUGAGGAUGUGGUGGAGGACUUUUAUUCUCUUGACUUCAUCAAAUCCCAUUUUGAAGUGUGGAGGAGAGAAUAUCCUGACUGCUACAGAGAUGCUUACAUCGGCCUGUGUUUGCCCAAGCUCUUCAGCCCUUUAGUCCGUCUGCAGCUUAUUACAUGGAACCCUCUCGAGACACAGUGUGCAAACUUUGAGUACAUGCUCUGGUUUGAGUCGCUGCUAUUUUAUGGUUUUGAGGAGAACAGCAUGCUGCAGAAAGGAGAUGGAGAUAUCGGCUUACUGCCUGCUAUUGUAGAGAAGGUCCUCCUGUCCAAAUUAUCAGUGUUGGUGGAGCAAGUUUGGGACCCAUUGUCAAGCAGUCAGACUGCCAGGCUAGUGGGCUUCAUUCACAAACUCAUGAAAGGUUAUCCUACUGUGCUGCAUGGGGACAACAGUUACACGCAGGAGCUUUUAAAAACAAUUGUCUUGCGGACCAGGCGGACUCUGGAUGAAGAUGUCUUCCUUCCACUCUUUCCCCAACAUGUGAUGGACAACAAAAAUAGCAGUGCCUACUUAUUCUACCAACGGCAGUUCUGGUCCUGUGUUAAGCUGCUGGGCAACAUCCUGCAAUGGGAUGGUAUCUUAUCCAAUUCCUGUCUAAGGGACCUGGCUUUGGACAGCACUCUUAAUAGAUACAUCCUCUCUGCUCUGCAAACCACAGACAUAGGAGAGGAAAAUGUUCACAAGUGCCAGAAGGUGGUGGAGUGUUUGCCUGAUCACUGGUUUUCUGGACUGAAGGGUCAGCAGACGUUGCCUCAGUUGGAGCCAUUGUGUCGCUACCUCGCACACAUGGCUAACUCAUUGCACCGCAGCAGCGCAGGAGGAUCAGAUGUUGAGCGCCGCACUGCUAACAGGGAGCUAAUCAGAGAGGCAGUGAAGAUGUUGGGCCGCAUGAACGCCCUGAAUCACAUCAUCGCUGUGGCAGAAGAACAUGGCGUUAAAGACAUCAAACUACUCAUGGAUGUCAAAUCAUAGAGGAGAAGCAGACAAGGAACAUUUCAUCCACCUUUUGCUCUGCUGAUGAAUCCUAAGGAGGAUUUCGGGGGAAAUUUUGCAUUGGUGCACUUGAAAAUCAACAACCAGCAGAGAAAAGGACUUUAUUGUAAAUAUUGUGAAUAAUGUAGAAUGUGCACAUACACCUUUCACUUCAAGACUUACCCUGAAAUGAGGCCUUGCAUUGAGCUCAGAAAGACUGCUCAGCAAAAGGCACUAUUUUAAACAUCUAAUUUAUCAGGGGGGAAACUUUUGAUAUGGGUAUGAUUUAGAAAUCAUCCUUAUCCUAAAUUUUCACAGGAUUCAACAAGGCUUUCUGUAUAAACUGCUAGACCACCUUCACCCCUCCCACAGACGCAUCCUUCCCAUGUGCCAAAAGUCUGAAGCCACACACGGGCAGUCUGCAAACCCAUCUGAUUCAGGACAGUCUAGGAUGUGAUGGAAUUGAUGGUUCAUUGAUCCCUGCCUCAUUCUGCAGCACAUUUGUCACAAGAAAAAUGCUCUGAUGAUCUCACAGAUUUGUUUUCAGAUUAGUAAGUUAUGUUUUAGUGUUUUUGCCUGUGAAUAAAAUAUAGAUUGUAAUAAUG